Messenger RNA from Alternaria arborescens, 708 nucleotides. RefSeq lists its product as hypothetical. Gene Ontology annotation, molecular function: antiporter activity; oxaloacetate transmembrane transporter activity; succinate transmembrane transporter activity. Bases 1 to 708 code for a protein of 235 amino acids. NCBI's taxonomy places the organism in Eukaryota, Fungi, Ascomycota, Dothideomycetes, Pleosporales, Pleosporaceae. The transcript has a single exon. The record is from RefSeq and is a predicted model, not a curated record. Gene Ontology annotation, biological process: phosphate ion transmembrane transport; thiosulfate transport; oxaloacetate transport.
AUGAUCAAGGUCCGGUUCCAAACACAGGCGUCCGGAACGCCACGCACGACGAUUGGCAGUACACUUGUCGGCAUCAUUAAGGCUGAGGGCAUCACAGGCCUCUACAGUGGCAUCUCAGCCUCACUUCUUCGCCAAUUAACGUACUCGACAGUUCGGUUCGGUAUAUAUGAGGAACUUAAACACCAUUUUCCAUCUGACGCCAGUUUCUUGACGUUAUGCGGCAUGGCCUCAAUAUCAGGCUUUGCUGGUGGUGUCGCCGGUAAUGUUGCGGAUGUCCUGAAUGUGCGUAUGCAGAAUGACACAUCAUUACCUAUGCACGAGCGCAGAAACUACAAGAAUGUUGUUAAUGGGCUGGUCCGCAUGACUUCUGAGGAGGGUUUUCGGAGUUGGUUUCGCGGGUGGCUUCCAAACAGCGGACGUGCCGCCCUAGCAACCACAGCUCAGCUCGCCAGCUACGAUGCUGCAAAGGCUUGGCUAAUGAAAAGAUUGGCUGUAGAAGAUACGUUAGGAACGCAAUUGUCUGCAUCGUUUGUAGCAGGAUUGACGGCAGCGACUGUGACAAGCCCUCUGGAUGUUGUCAAGACGAAGCUGAUGUCGGCAAACGGUCGACGGGGGACGCUGCAGAUGUUGCGGGACAUUACCGCGCAAGAAGGUGCCCGGUGGAUGUUCAAGGGUUGGGUCCCGAGCUUCCUACGCCAAGCGCCGUAA